This is a messenger RNA of Myxozyma melibiosi, 1762 nucleotides long. Its product is annotated as P-loop containing nucleoside triphosphate hydrolase protein. Lineage: Eukaryota; Fungi; Ascomycota; Lipomycetes; Lipomycetales; Lipomycetaceae. The record is from RefSeq and is a predicted model, not a curated record. Bases 96 to 1565 code for a protein of 489 amino acids. Gene Ontology annotation, cellular component: cytosol. The transcript has 2 exons. Gene Ontology annotation, biological process: ribosomal subunit export from nucleus. Gene Ontology annotation, molecular function: GTPase activity; GTP binding.
GUUUAUUCCCACAUCUUGUUCACAUCUUUUUUAGAUAUUCACCACAGAUUUAUACUCAGAUAUUUGUCUGUGAUAAACGAAAAUAUAAUAAUAUAAUGGGUCACAAACAAGCAUAUCGCCGCCCAGACGGUCUUGGACGGGCUAUCAUCAAUUCACGCAAUAAAACCCGACGAGGACAGCGAGAACUCCCCGACGGUACCACGAGCGCUACCAAGGAAGACAAACAACCUGGCUGGGUCCGUCUGCAAUCAGUCACACAGGAGCGCGAUCUCGACGAGUUUUUGAACACCGCAGAGCUCGCGGGCACAGAUUUUACGGCCACCAAACUCAACAUCAAGAUCUUACACCAAGAUCAGACAAAUCAGUACCUACUGACUGAGGAGCAACAACAAGCUGCAGACGAGCGACAACAAUCCAACAGAAGGCGGUUGACGGUCCCUCGUCGUCCUGCCUGGGAUUCAUCUACGACUCGAGAUGAGCUCGACAGAGCAGAGAAGGCCUCUUUUCUGGAGUGGCGCAGAGGGCUUGCCGAGCUAGAAGAGCAGCACGAUCUUUUGCUUACACCAUUUGAGCGAAAUUUGGAGGUCUGGCGUCAGCUAUGGCGAGUUGUGGAGCGAUCGUCGGUCGUCGUGCAAAUUUGCGACGCGCGCGAACCGAUGUUCUAUCGAUCACAAGAUCUGGCGGUCUAUGUUCGCGAGUUGGCUUUCAACGAGAAGAAGGAGAAACGAAAUCUGCUACUGAUCAAUAAAGCCGAUUUACUCACCGUUCGGCAAAGACGACUUUGGGCCCGGCACUUCAAAAAAGAAAAGAUCAGAUUCGCGUUCUUCUCGGCAGCCAUGGCGAGUCUGGAGGAUGCAUUCGAGGUGAUGAGUCUUAAUCGUGAGGUGGACGAGGAGCUGAAACGAGAAUCCGAUGAAGAUGAUGUUACCGCCGAGGAUAUCCACGUUCUAUCGGUUGAUGAGCUGGAGGAUCUUUUCUUGAAAACCGCGCCACCACCAGAGAAUGAAACAGACAAGAUCUAUAUCGGAUUGGUGGGAUACCCCAACGUCGGAAAAUCGUCGACUAUCAACGCUCUCCUGGGAGCAAAGAAAGUGUCCGUUUCGGCCACACCCGGAAAAACAAAGCACUUCCAGACCAUCCACCUUAGUGAGCGGGUAAUCCUCUGCGAUUGUCCGGGUCUCGUGUUUCCGAACUUUGCAUCUACGAAAGCAGAGCUGGUCUGCAACGGUGUCUUGCCCAUUGACCAGAUGAGAGAAUACACGGGUCCAGCGGGAUUGCUUGCCCAGAGAAUCCCGAAAGCAUACAUAGAAAAGACCUAUGGAAUCAAGAUCCACACACGUCCAGAGAUCGACGGCGGUACGGGCAUCCCCACUGCCGAUGAGCUGUUGGGUGCUUAUGCCAUCGCUCGUGGAUUUAUUCGGAGUAGUAAAGGUGGUCGUCCGGAUGAGUCGAAAGCUGCCAGAGUUAUCCUGAAGGACUAUGUCAAAGGAAAGCUGCUAUACUGUAUUCCGCCGCCUGGAAUCGAUCCUGUCGAGUACAACAAAGAGACCUAUGGUGAUUUGUAGAGCUUAUCGGGUUUUCAGAAUUGAUUCUUUGACUGCAGGGAUUUUGAUUUUGAUUCUAUUGUGUUGUUACGAAUAAUUGGGGAUGAUGCAUGUCCGUAUGUGGUGACCUUUUCCAUUGUAUAUAGAUGAGCGAACCAGACUAGGAGUUCUUCAUUUGGGAGAUAUCGAAUACAUAGUUAUAUUUUGCACGCAAACAC